GCAUUUUGCAUUUGAUGUUGCUUUCUUUCGGAUUCGUCUGCUGUGCGCUCUUGGCUGUGGCUUGACGGAAAUUUUGGUUUUAACAAAAUUAGUUUGACUUCAGCUUUACUGACAUACGGUCGCGUUGCCUUGCCUUCAACAUCGCAUAGACAAAAAAGCCGGACAAAAAUAUUUCACAUAAAAUCAGUUCAUUGGAGAACUCGAGCAGAGUUAUACGGUAGUCACUUCCACAGCAUGAGGAAUAUUCAAUUUUUGUUGUUGAUUGGGAUUUUAGUAUCCCUAGCAACAGCUAAUUUAGCAUCCAAAGAUGAUACUUCCGAGAAAUCAGCAGAGAAAGCAGUGGCAUCAGGUUCUACAGCAAAUAAUAGUGAAAAGAGUACUGCGACAGAGUCGGGGACAAUAACAUCAAAUAACCGCAGGGCCAAGUCCUUAAAAGCUGUCCAACCUGGCGACAAUCGCGGCAAACGAAAUCUUUACGAUUUUGGCAAUAGUUAUCUGUACUCACAAGUUGCAGCCAGAAGGGCUGGUUACAGUCCUGAUCCCAGAACGGCUUACAGCACUCAGCAAGUUUUCUCAAACGGAAAUGGUAUUGAUCAAUACACCGCUAACUAUGGCCCCUAUCAACAAUACAUUGAGGCCCCUGAACCCAUCAUUGAAAUAAUUAUUAAGGACGCCAACGAAACAUUGCCUAACCCCCAACCAACUGUUGUCAAGACCAAAAAGAAGAAGGAAAAGGUUCAUGUGUUUUAUGUCAACUAUAAGAAGGACGAGAACAACAAAUUACACUUGGAAAGUCCCAUUGCCUCACUGAACAAUGACCAGACCGAGGAGGAGGAAGACGAAGAGGAUGAAGUUAUCGAAUAUCCUGCAACCCCCUCUCCUCCAGUAAAGACAACAACACUGAGAGCUAUUAUACACCCAGACUCUGAGAAAUACCAUGCUGACAGUGGCAUUCACGUCACCUUUGGAGCCCAGAGCAAAACAAAUUCCGGUCACGAGGAACACGAUGCAGAAAGCGUACAAAGACAAGUGGUUGCUGUUCCAAUUUCAAGCCCCCAGACAACAUUAAAGACACAAUAUCCGGGAACUUCUAGGCAGGAUUUCCAAGGACAUGCGCGAUCGCCUUUUGCCAGUAGUUUAUUCCAAGGUUCAUCUAAUUUGCAAUACCAUCAGCCGGCUCAACAACAACAAUUACCCUCUCAACAUGUGACCAACUUUUUCAGUACUUCCGUGCAACGUCAUCAACAGCAGAAUCAACAUACACAGUACUCACAACAACAACAACAACAACAAAAUUAUCAACAAAAAUCCCAAUCUCAAAUAAAGUUGCCAUAUAGCUCUCAGCUAUCUUCUCAGAGUACUAAUUAUCAUCAGCAACAGCAACCCCAACAACAACAACAACAACUUAGAAAACCUUUGAGUCAAAUACAGCAGCACAUAAACCAACAGUUGCAACAACAAUCCCAAUAUUAUGUCAAUCACAAACAGUUGUAUCAAACACAGCAACAACCACACCAAAAUUCUGAACCGAAUCAAUAUUACAACAAUUUGCCUCAAAAACCAACGCAUGUCCCUAAACAACCCAUUGCUUUUCCCACAGCACCUCCGAAGAGUCAAGAGUUGCCACUUAGACAAGCCCCUCAAGCAUACCAACCCAUCAAAUUCCGGCCAACUCCAGCUCCGAUUAAUACACAAAACAGACCAACGCCUAUUGCAGCUAAAUUAGAAAAUUCCCAUUACAAUUCGAAGCCCUAUCAGUUCCAGAAACAACCUCAGUUCGUUCAACAGCCGUCCUUUACAGUCCAAUCUCCCACGAUCUCAUCGCCACAAUUUUAUAAACAACAGCAGCAGCACCACCACCACCAAGUCUUCAGCCAUGCCCAAAGUUCCAACUACCAAGCCACCAAUUCUAAUUAUUAUACCCAAAAUAAGAACCAUCCAUCCCAAGCGUCCAUUCAACAACAGCCACAAGUAUCUAAAUACCAAGCACAGAGCCCUUCUGCCGGCUCUUCUUCAAAUUUGAGUUGGUUGAAUAUCAAACCAUCCAAAGAAACAGAACUUUUCAAAUCCAUUCCCAAAUUUGAGCAGCAUAUUACCGAAACAAUUCAGAAUAAUUACCAACCUAGUUCUUACCAAACACAAAAUCAAGUCAUUCACGACAUUCCAGCGCCCAAUUUGGGACCUCACAAUGUCAAUAACAACAACUACAACGGUCAAUAUCAAUCCCAGAGCCAGCCUCAAUCUCAGGGACAGUCCCAAUUCAGCAAUUUUGUGACCACAUCGAGCAACUCGGUUAAUCAGCAUCAGUUGGCUGCCACUACACCGGCUCCUCAUUUUGUAGAAUCAAAUAAUGGUCAGAAAAUCAUGGUAGUCACCCCCAUGCCACCCAAUGUUUACCAACAGUAUCAAUCUGCGCACUAUCCCACCUCUCAAGACAGCCAAGCCCAAAUCGUAACGAGUGUUCAUCAAUCUCAGGAUCAAUAUAGUAAUUAUUUCCAACAGCCCCGACAAAGUUCGGGAUCGGUUCAGGCUCAAACUGAAAGUACCAAGGAUGGAUCAUCUUCCUCAGUAAACUCCAAAUUUAGCGUAUCCACCUACCAUUCAGAUGUGUUCAAGGAGCUGGAACAACGUAAACCGCAAGAUGGUCAAGCAUCGCAGAAUACCUACAUACCAGCCAAUGAGGCAUCCAAAUCCGCCGCCGAGCAAACAUCAACAACCACAACCCCUAACCCCAAGCUAUUGCAACAACUACCCGCCGAGGUGCCUGAUGAUUUGAGACAACAGUUGAUUUCUUCAGGCAUAUUGAGCAAUGCCGACAUUUCAAUAUUAGAUUACGACAAAGAAGGAGACAUUGCCUUGGAAAACUUGCCGGCCGAACAUUUACAACAUUUCUAUGGGGCCGGUGGCGGAGCUCAAAUUUCCGAAUCCAAGAAGGUCCUAUCCGUGUUGAAACCUAAUGGCGAUAAAGUCUCCCUUGAUGCAAAAGAAAUACAACGUGUUAAGGAGAUAAGUUCCCUGCCAAACAAUGUGCAAGCUGAUGCCAAAAUCGUACGAUUUGAUCCGUCUGAAACUGAGACAGGGGGCUCCACCGGCUCAGCUGAACGCCAAUACAACAGAUAUCUGCCUUUGAAAAUAAAUGCUGCAAAUUUUCCCACUCCGGUUUCCGAGGAACUCAAGACAAAAACCUUGUUGAGUGUUGUAGUUUUAGCUCCAGUCGAUAGCCCGGUCGGCGCUGAUGGUUCUCUGGUGGAUGAUACGAAGGAAGUGAAAUUCCUCGGCGGAGAUUUAAUAAAGACAUUGGUAAAGAAGCCAACCAAAGAAAAUUUCAAGAGAUGGCUCGAAAAGGAAUCCCGCACAGAUGUCGAACAACAGUCCGUGGUUUUACUUGUGGCCAAGCCAGCCAACACGUCGUCUGAACAAGAGAUAUACAUGUACGACAUAAGCACGGGCGAAGUAAACAAGCUGAAUGGCGAAUUAUCCAGUAAAUUUGUCAAUGUUGCUGAAGAAAACGCCAGCGCCGAAGAUUUGGAACGAGGCUCCACAUUAGAUCCCAACUUCCUGGAUGCAGUGAUGCAAAAGUCCACCAGCUAAACUAUUUCGACUUUUAAUAGAACCGAGUCAGAAGAUGAUGUGUCUGUCAAUCUAUCACAAAGAAAGUGCCACAAAUUACCAACAUUCUUAGAAGCGCCAUGUUAUCCUUCUCGUUUAAGCAAGUGUCUCCUACCUUAACGCCUUUCACUCACAACCCUCCUCCCUCCCUCCGCAUAUUAAAAACGGUGUCUCUGUAUAAAAUUGUGGUUAGAAUGCUAAAUGUUGCUUUGAACAGUUUUAUAAACACCAGCAAUUUGUUUAACAUAUGUAUGUAUGUAUGUAUGUAUGUAUGUGGUGUAAAUAACAAAUUCGACAGUUUUCUACACAAAUUUAUUAGCCAAAAACAGUGAAAAAACAUAUAUCUGUAAAUGCAGUUUUGUUGUAUAUAUUUUCAGCUUCAAAAAAAAAAAAAAAAGGAACACACAAUUCAAAUGCAAAAACCAAUCAAUCAAAGUCUCUUGGGACGCCCUACUAUUACGCCAUGAUUGAACACGGCUAAUUUUGUUCUGCACUCAUAUUGAUGUAAAUUUGGUAUAUUUGCUUACAAGGUUAAGGUACUGAAUUGCGACCCCAAUGUUUUUGAAGCUGAGAAUACAUACAAUAAAGUAACAUGUGCUAAUCUUCCAAGGCUUUUGGCAAUAGCAUGAAAUUAUAUAGUUUUGUUUUCGACCAUUAAAAUUCUUCCAUUGACUGUCAGUGUGUUUUUAAAACUGUUUGUCAAGCUGUAAACUGUUAGAUAAUUGUUAUUAAACUAUUUUAUUAAAUGAUUUUGUAAAUAUUGAUAUGGUUGUUUUUGAAAAAAAAAAAAACAAACGUUUUAUUGUCUCAACUUACAACUUGAUUUGUUUAGUGAAUAAAUUUUUUAUAAAAUAUGAAGUA
Molecule: messenger RNA, 4470 nt
Organism: Musca domestica (house fly)
Lineage: Eukaryota; Metazoa; Arthropoda; Insecta; Diptera; Muscidae
Exons: 5
Coding region: 235-3591 (1118 amino acids)
Source: RefSeq, a predicted model, not a curated record